Messenger RNA from Centropristis striata (black sea bass), 3627 nucleotides. RefSeq names its product phospholipid phosphatase-related protein type 4-like. NCBI's taxonomy places the organism in Eukaryota, Metazoa, Chordata, Actinopteri, Perciformes, Serranidae. The coding region runs from base 246 to 3224 and encodes 992 amino acids. Gene Ontology annotation, biological process: signal transduction; axonogenesis; phospholipid dephosphorylation. The transcript is spliced from 11 exons. Gene Ontology annotation, molecular function: phosphatidate phosphatase activity. The record is from RefSeq and is a predicted model, not a curated record.
GAUAUUAAUGUCACCACACUGGCCAGACUGUUUCGGGCAACACAGCGGCAUUACUGCGCUGGCAAAAAUAUUUGAAGCAAAAAAAAAAAACACAAUUAAGAGGCGACAUUAAUAGGCAUCGACAGGCGAUGGAGGUUUGCCGUUAGGGAUUUGGGGGACUCUGUCGGAAUUUCGCCAAAAUUACGACGGGAAUCAAGUACAGCUCCCUGUCUCCCGGCAACGGGAGAGAUCACCGGUCGCUCGUGAUGUCUCGUGCCAAGGAGCGGCUGAAAGGCGCGAAUGAGACCAAGGACAGCGUCACUCUGCUCCCGUGCUUUUAUUUUGUAGAGCUUCCUAUCCUGGCAUCCUCUGUUGUCAGUCUGUAUUUCCUGGAGCUGACAGAUAUAUUCCAGCCGGUGCAUUCUGGGUACAGUUGUAAUGACCGUAGUCUGUCUCUGCCCUACAUCCUGCCCAGACAGGAAGUCUGCCCACUGCCUCUGCUCUUCAGCUUGGCCUUCGCUGCUCCCGCCGUCACUAUUCUUAUAGGAGAGGCCAUUCUGUACUGCUAUCUAUCCAGGAGGUCAUCAGCCACACAGACUGAGGCUAACAUCAACGCUGCAGGCUGUAAUUUCAACUCGUACAUCCGCAGGGCUGUGCGCUUCAUAGGUGUCCAUAUCUUUGGCCUGUGUGUGACAGCACUGAUAACAGAUAUUCUCCAGCUGUCCACUGGUCAACACACCCCCUACUGGUUGGAUGUGUGUAAACCCAACUUGACCCAUAUUAACAUGUCAACUUGUGAUGAAGCUUUUAUUUUGGAGGAUAUCUGCUCUGGACAAGACCCUGGGAUCAUCAAUGCGGGGAGGAAGUCUUUUCCCUCCCAGCAUGCAACUCUGGCUGCCUUUGCUGCUGUCUACAUCUCAAUGUACUUCAACACGGUGCUGACAGACUCUGCCAAACUGCUGAAGCCUCUCCUGGUGUUCUCUUUCGUCAUGUUGGCCAUCCUGGCUGGGCUAACCAGGAUCAUACAGUUCAGAAACCAUCCUGUCGAUGUCUACUGCGGAUGGUUACUGGGAGCUGCAAUCGCCGUUUAUCUGGGUGUGUAUGCAGUGGGGAAUUUCCAGCCCAGCGAGGAUCGAUCAAGAAGUCGAGCACCUACCCCCACCCUGAGAGAGCCCCCCCUCUCCUCCCUACCCAAUGUCAGCCAAUCAACAAUUAGCAACAGCCACCAAGGUCACCACACCCUCGCUCCCAGCCAACCAGAGCCCAUCAUCACCAGGACCUCUUCCCACACUCUGUCCCUCAACCAAUCAGAGCCCAUGCUGACGCGCAGCGCCUCCUACCGGGAACCAUCUCUGUCCAAUCUGAAGAGAGCCAGCGCUGAGGUGGAGGUGAUAACUCCAUCCAGUCCCCUCGGCAACCAUGACAACAUGAUGACUUUCAGCAGCAGCACGCUGCCAAGGUCCCACGGAGGCUCCUCAGUAGAGGAGGGUCGCAUUCCACGCCGUCACGCCUCCAUCCACACAUCAAUGGACUCAACACGAUCAAAACAGCUGCUCAGCCAAUGGAAGAAUAAAAACGACAACAGGAAGCUAUCCCUGCAGGUGAUGGAUGGGAUAAGACCAGCCACCUCCUCUUCUCCUCAGAGGAACAUGGAACUACGCUGCUCCUCUGAACCUUCUGCCAUGGGCCUUGAGGCAGAGCUCCGUGGAACACACCUGCCUACACUUAUCGCUUGUCAGGAAUCAGAGCUGCGUGCUGGGGCCCACAUCCCAGCUCAGUACAUGAAACUUGCAGCAAGCUCUAUACCUAUGGCCAAUCAUAAUCACAUGACGCAUAACGGCAACACCGGAAUGGUCGGUGGUGCCAGAGUGUCUAUCCAAUCCAGGCCUGGAUCCUCUCAGCUGGUUCACAUUCCUGAGGAGGAAAACCUGACCAGCAAGGAUCAGGAGAGUGAAUCAGAGGACAGCAUUAUGGACGGAGGUGGGUCAGUGAGAGAGAAGUGGCUGAGAGUGGCUGAGAAGACCACCAUCCCCUGCAGGCCCCUCAGUGCUGGAGGACAGCCGCGUCUGAUGCAGGUGAUUGCCUUAUCCAAACAGCAGGGACUACUUCUCUCUCCUCGGUCCGAGGAUGGUGGCAGCACCGUCAGCUGCACUGGAUCCAUUCGGUACCGAGCCCUGACGGACCAGGACCCAUCACCACCGGCCUCCACCACCGGAGCAGUGGGAGGAGGAGGAGGUCUGGAAAGAAGUGGCAGUAUAGUCCGUGUUGAAGCCCACCCAGAGUCCAGAUCAAAUAAACCUGUGGUGAAACCUCCAAGCACCGACGGAAGUGGCUCCUGGCGAUGGAAACCACCAGAUCAACGAGCUUCACUCAGACAGUCAGCUUUUGCCCUCAAUGACCUGAAUAGACACACAGACAGCUGUGAUUCGCUGAAGGAUGGAGGGUCAGUGGAUGGGCGAAGGAGCGUGACUGGAACCGAAUCAGAGAGCGAAGGGGGAGGAGACGGAGGGGGAGGAGGAAUGGGAGGUGGAGGGGGUGGAGGCGGAUACACAAACCAUCCACAUGUUGUACAUCCUUUACAUCCCUUACAUCCCAAUAACCCCAACAACUUCCAGCACCCCAAUUUUAAUCCCAACAAUCCGAAUUUUAACCCCAACAAUCCCAGUUUUAACCCCAACAAUCCCAGUUUUAACCCCAACAAUCCCAAUUUUAACCCCAACAAUCCCAAUUUUAAUAAUGCUCACUUUAACUUCAACCCCAACAUGACCAACUCCAAUAUGCCAUUCACCCCCCCUGCCAUGUUUGCUCCUCCCUUCCACCCCCACCCUCAGGCCAUCACCACCAUCAGGGUCACUCCGGUGGAGGGAACGGCUGCCAGCAGCGAUGGUGGCUCAGACUGCCAGUCGGUCGCAUCAUCCAGCCGUGAGUCCACCCUGAGAAGGAAGAGUGGCUCCGACAUCGUCCACUUCCCUGAUCGAGGGCCCACCCCUGACCUUCAGAAUAACCACCGCCUCAGUGAUGACAGUAACCGCCUUGACAACGAAAGCAGCAAUCGUUUCCACGAAAAUCUUCGAAGUUUUCAAGAAAACCCAAUGCACCCCAUCCACCCCAUGCACCCCAACCACCCCAACAGGCAGCUGCAGGGCAUGUUUGGCCGUCCCAGCCCAACUCCUCCCCCUACUUUACCCCGCCCCAUCCUGACUCACACCCCACCUCCCACUCUGGGGUUGGCCUACAAGGAAUGACACGCUCAGUGUUAAAUUCAUCCAUCUGUAAUUUAAAUGCAUCCUACUUGACUUUUUUCAGUAUUGAUGCUCUUUGAAUUGGGUGAAAUAUAAAAGUAAAUUCAGUUAAAUCUUUUCACCGCCUAGGUUCAGCCCAAAAAUGUGUUAGUCUCACCCACUUCCUCUCAGCUGGCCAUUUAGGGCACAAUAUAGUUGUGUUCACCCAGCAGCCUAGCAGGUUUAGAACCCAACUGAAUAAACGUUCUCUCUUACUUUGAGAUGUACUGUUAGCUUAUAAAAACCUUUUAGCAAGAGGUUCACAAUCCUCUUUGGUUCAAAAGUCAUAGAGAGUACACACUUUGCCCUGCUAACCAUCUCUGGCCAAUACAAAAGCACCAUGGUCAGGGUCAACGUAACAGGGUGA